Molecule: messenger RNA, 4576 nt
Organism: Hyaloscypha bicolor E
Lineage: Eukaryota; Fungi; Ascomycota; Leotiomycetes; Helotiales; Hyaloscyphaceae
Exons: 8
Coding region: 179-4576 (1465 amino acids)
Biological process (GO): transmembrane transport
Molecular function (GO): transmembrane transporter activity
Source: RefSeq, a predicted model, not a curated record
GGCGAAUGAGGUCCUAGUUGUAACUUUUUUUCUUAGCCUUACCGGCAACUCCCCCAUUUUGCGCCAGAGGGGGCCCACUUUAAACCUAGGUCAUGAGUUUAAUCACCCACUCACACCUGAGGAUUAUACAUAAGGGCAAUGGCUCCAAAUCAUUGCUACAGACUCCAGGUGCUUCAGAAUGUUGUCUUCUGGCAGAAGCAGUCCUGUCCUGCCAAAGGGCCGGCAGACAAUCGAUGCGGGGUUGAUCGAAACCCCACCUUCAAAACCUCAAAGCUUCCUUUCAAGAAUAGUCUCUGGGAUAGAUCAAGCUGAUGCCACGGCGAGAUAUGAUCUGGAAGGAAAAGACAACAAGGCUGCGUCCCCGAAUUCUAGUGUAUCGAGUGUUUCGCUGCCAAGGAAAAUCAUAUCUUGGAAAGAUGGGGAUCCAGAAAAUCCCUACAACUGGUCAACCACUCGGAAAGUCAGCAUCGUGGCUGUGGGCAUGCUCGUGGUUGUCAAUAGCACAAUGGGCUCUUCUCUCCCCUCGAACGCAAUCCCGAUAAUCAGCGAAUACUUCCAUGUCGCCUCUCCGGCCGCUCAGAUCCUCCCAAUAUCAAUGUACCUCUUCGGGUAUGUGCUGGGCCCCUUGCUCUUUGGUCCGCUUUCAGAAUCAUACGGGAGAAGGUCAAUCAUGAUCGGGUCAUUCUUCUUCUUCACCAUCUUUACCAUGGCAUGCGCACUCUCUCCGAACUUCCCUGCCCUUUUGAUCUUCAGAAUAUUAGUGGGCAUAAACGCGAGCAGCCCGAUCUCGGUCACUGGUGGUAUAUUCGCGGAUAUAUAUGAUGAUCCAGUCACAAGAGGGAGGGCAAUGGCGCUGUUCAUGGGUGGAACAUGCAUUGGUCCCCUCGCAGCCCCUCUAAUAUCCGGCUUCAUAGCCCCAGCUUUAAACUGGCGGUGGGUCUUUUGGAUCGGCCUUAUCUUCGCCGGCGUGUCCUGGGCUCCCCUCCUCUGGCUCCCCGAAACCUACGGGCCAGUCCUACUCUCAAAACGCGCCGCUGCCCUCCGCAAAAGUACCCAAAACCCCAAUAUCUUCGCUCCUUUCGACCUCGAAAAGAAAGGCUGGAAGCAGAUGGCCACCGUCACCUUGACUCGUCCAUUGAGGAUGCUGAUAUUUGAGUUAAUCGUCAGCUCAACAUGCAUCUACCUAAGCCUCAUCUAUGGGAUCUUCUACAUGUACUUCGAAGCCCGAUACAAUCAGGCAUCAUCAACUUCAUCUUUCUUUUUUCCUUUCUUUUGUCUCCUAGAAGCUCUAGAGAUGGACGAGCAAGAGCACGAGCCAUUCAAUUCUUCCGACAUCGAAUUCUCCCCGGUACAGAAGAGGUAUGCCAAUGCAGGUUCAACCAGCAUCGCUUCGAUGCAGGAGCAGUUAUUUGAAGAUCGCAUAUCCUCCAAGAAGAGAGUUCGCGGCCUGACGGACAGUCGGGGAGCACCGGCAACUCGCUAUGCACGUUCCCUCUGGCUCAACCGGAUUGAGAGCUACACAAAACAGAAUAGUACCCGGAUCGAUCCAGAGACCGGCCCAGAUCACGUCACCAUCCUUCGUUUCGUCGAUACCGUAGUCAAGCAUAUCCAAGGCCGCGGGGCUGAAGGAGUGGUCCCCUUACGCUCAUCCAUCAGGAAAGGAAUUAUAACUCUCUUCUCGGCUUUGACCUUCGAAUACCCCAAAUUUAAAUUGAGCACACACGAAUGUAGCAGAAUAGAUGCACUCGUUGACGCGCUCUCCGAUGAAGGGAAGCUGGAUCGAGGCCGACGACGGAAAAAGUUGGAAUGGAUUGGUGUUGCCCUGGUCGAAAAGAUGUCCCGGUGUUGGCUCCAAACCGCACUCGAUGAGGGCUGCUUAUCAUGGGAUAUUGUCAUCCACAAAGCUCUGACGGUUGUUCUACAAUCUGCCUUGGCUUGUCGGGCCGGGGAUAUGUCAAAGAGCAAAUUGUAUUCCGUGGAGUUUAUGCGAUGGAGCCAUUUGGAGAUGAAGCUUCUACCGGGUGAGAACACGAUCGACGGCGUCCAACUUACCUGCACCCUCGAGUUCGAAAAGAACAAGAAACGCGAUCUGAAUAACAAUCGGGAUAUCCCUCUACAAACUUUGCGCGAUCCUUUACGAAAUGUUAUCUGCCCCGUCAAGCUACUCUUUAUCCAGGCUCUCCGGUCAGGAAACCUUUCGUCCCUCGAUGAUGCUUUGACGCAGGCAUCUCUCAGACGUGACCGAACGAUCCAGUGGUUAUAUCCAGAACGCCCUGUCAUACCUCAACUCAACAAAUGCAGUGCUUUUAUAGCCUGGAAUCUACCUGCUGCACCCGGACAAAUCAAAAGGACCACGAAAGUGUUGGGACAGGUAGCUGGUCUUCUAGCGCAUAUCAUUUCGCACGAUAUUCGUCGUGGUGCAGCCCGAGAUCUUGCAAAUCUCAUACCAAUCUCUAAACACCCGAUCGGCGUUGCUACGAAGGAGGUAGCCCAAGUGACGGGACAUUCCGCUAUCAGCUUCGCGAACGGUAUGACGGACGAUUAUGUAGGGGAGGUCGAGCAGGACACCUAUACUACGAGAGCUGAGCAGCUGUUCAUGAGUCGGAAAGCGCCUACUAUUGGAACCCCAUACAAAAAGAGACGACUAGCGAAUAGCGAGAUCACCACCUACUGCGAAGAAAAUGACAUUGAUCCUGCAUCCAAGAAUGGGAGACAGAGAGCAAGCGAGGCACUCCAUCGCCAGAGGAAGGUAGAAUGGAUGGAGUCCGAGAAAGGUCGGGAUUGGACGGCGUCCAAUCCAUCGCAGACAUCGGUGUCCACUCCAAGUACGACUUCCAAAAGGUCUGCGACCGCAUCUGCAUCCCCUAUCAUCGCAACACCGGCCUCGACAACGUCUUCAGUGAGCACGACAUCCGAUACACUCAUUGAUCCGCGUCUUCUUCUCCUUGAUGGAGGCGACGCGGUGAUGGACGACGCCACGGCACAGAGACUUGAUACAAUUCUAUAUGACCGCACUGAGGAUCUAGAAGAUCAGGACGAAGCCAUGGGUUUGGAUGUCUUCCUGGAAAACGCAAACGGCCAGAGCAGGAGCACCAGCGUCUUGUCAGCACCAGGUCGAGAGUUCAUUGAAGGACUGUCUCGAAUCAACGUUGUUCGAAACAGUGUUCUCCAGCAAUACAUUACAUCAGUCCAUGAGCUCAUCCCGGUCCAUUGUCCGACGGGGAAUUCAAGAGACUAUCCGACUCUUUUCAUGUUCAGUUGCGACAUAUGUAAUGCCUACAGCACUCAGUCGCAAUUUUAUCUACGCGCUCACCAACUCAGCUGUAAGCUGAAGGAGAACAAGGAGGAAAAGGAGAAGCUCUUCAUCUGUGACCGUGGCGAUUGCAGAGUACCUUUUACAACCGCUCGACUUCUCCAGGUACACAUUGACAACGUCCAUCUCCGUGAGUGGAAACCUAGAAAGUGUACCAUUCCGGGAUGCACAAGUGAUCGGGUUUUUGAAACACAGGUUCGACUUGCCAACCACAUGCAGUACUACCAUAACCCUAUCGAGCCGCCUAUGCGCUGCUCCUUUCCCGAAUGCGCAUCCACAACGAUGUGGGACCAGAUGCAUAACUACAAGGAGCAUCUCAAACUUCGCCACCACCUCGUGUUUGUAGCGGCGCAGAAGCCGUACUUACCCGCAAACGUAUCGGAUGUCAAGAGAUCGGCUGCUUCUUUCCAAUCAACCACAUGCCCUAUUGGGGGUUCACCAGCUUGCUCGAAAGUUUUCAAGAGGGGCGCAGACUUGACACGUCACUUGAUGAGGGGAAUCCAUAGUCUGAGUACAGAAGAAGCUCAGAAGAUUACGCAUCGUUAUAACGCCGGUCAAGAAGUAGAAGACUUAGAGGUAGAAGACCUAAUAUUAGCUUGUAAGGUUGCUUUCGUCUUUGAAGCCAUCUACCUGCAAUCACCCGGCAUCUCAGGAUUGAUGUUCUUGCCUAUCGGCGGGGGAGCCCUGCUUUCGAUCGGUGUAUUUCUCUGGUAUGACGGCUUCUUACGUCGAGCGCAAGCGCAGCGCAAACCUUGGACACAGAGAGAAGAGUCUCGUCGCUUACCUCUCGCCUUCCUUGGUGGUCCUCUUCUGGUCAUCGGCCUCUUCUGGCUAGGCUGGACAUCUCGGCCCUCGAUCCCUUUCUACGUUCCCAUGCUUGCAGGAAUCCCCUUCGGCGCCGGCUACAUCCUCAUCUUCAUGGCGCUGCUCAACUAUCUCACCGACGCAUACGAAAUCUUCGCAGCGAGUGCGAUGGCGGCUACGUCUUGUUCUCGAAGCUUAGCAGGCGCAGUUCUGCCGUUUGCGGCGAAGCCGAUGUAUAACAAGCUGGGUGUGCCUUGGGCGAGCAGUCUGCUUGGGUUCUUGAGUUUGGCAAUGUGUUUUAUUCCUUGGGUCUUCAGCUGGCAGGGACAGAGGCUGAGGGAUGGGAGUCGAUUCUGUACAUUUUUGAAGGAGAAGAAAGCUGCUGAGCUUGUGGAGUUGGAGAGACAGAGGAGUACGAGGGAACAAGCUGUGAGGAAUGAGGCUGUAGAGAAGGUUUAA